AUGGCCAAGCAAAAGAUAGUGAUCAAAGUGACAAUGAAGAACGAAAAAUCCAGGAUCCGUGCCAUGAAGAUUGCAGUUGGCGUUUACGGAGUGGAAAGUGCAGCUAUACAAGGAGAUAACAAGGAUGAAAUAGUGGUAACUGGAGUAGGGGUGGAUCCAGUUAAACUCACAAGGCUGCUGAGAAAGAAAUUUUGUAUUGCAAAUUUGACAAGUGUUGGUGAUCUGAAAGAAGAAAAGAAGAAAGAAGAGACAAGUGUAGCAUGGCCUAAUUGUGUUCCUCAUUAUAAUUGGCCUGUGUGUGAGAUAAGGAAUCAAUAUGAGGAGCCUUGUAAUUGUUCCAUCAUGUGA
Lathyrus sativus (Indian pea) is the source of this 348-nucleotide messenger RNA. NCBI's taxonomy places the organism in Eukaryota, Viridiplantae, Streptophyta, Magnoliopsida, Fabales, Fabaceae. The record is from the annotation of a GenBank genome assembly.